Molecule: messenger RNA, 2025 nt
Organism: Funneliformis mosseae
Lineage: Eukaryota; Fungi; Glomeromycota; Glomeromycetes; Glomerales; Glomeraceae
Source: the annotation of a GenBank genome assembly
AUGUCAUCAAAAUUAAAUUUCAAAAUAAUACACCUCAUCCUUUUAAUCCUAUUAUUAACUUUUUAUCCAUCGGUGAGCAAUUCUCAAGGAGUCAAAGCGCCACCAUGUCUCUCACUUGCUAACACAGUAACUUGUAGCGCUUUCUCACAAUAUUCUAUUUCGUCGGCUUCUUCAUUAAAAUCCCCGUCCUCUCAAGAUUCAAAGGGGGCUAUUUUCGACACAAAUUUUAACUGGUUACUAGAGGCAGAGAACAUAACUAGAUUUGAUGAAUUACUUUUAAAUUAUGUAAAUACUCAAUAUAUUAAGUGGAGAUAUAAAGAAGGUACAAAUUCUACUUUGGGAGUUACACAGUGUUCUGAAGUAACACCGAUUAUAUCGAGUAUUACUACCUAUGCAAGGUACACUCUGACAACUAUUUGUGCGUACCUUGUUCAACAACCACAAAGUAGAUUGUGUAGCGCAAAUGAUACUUUGCCAAAUGAAAGGAAAUUAUGUAAGCAAACUUGUCUGAAUCAUUAUGAUUCUUUACAAGGCAUUGCAAACAGUCCUAAUGUUUGUAUUAUUGGAACAACUAGCGACAUUAAUGAGAGACUUGAUGAUUUGAAUAAAUGGUGUACACUCCCUCAAAAUACUGAUGACAACGCUACUACAAAUUGUAUUUCCGGAGAAGAAAAUGAACCUAAUAAUUGUGGAUUCAAAGAUGAUACUAGAGGAUUGUGCUCGUAUUGCAAAGAUAAUGAUACGAAUUCAUGUUGUGAUACUGCUAGCAAUAUACUACAAUGUCCUUAUAAGAUACCUUCAGUAAGCGAUUCUUCACCGACAAUUCCAAUAUCACCAAUUUCACCAAAUUCAUCCGAUAGUAACGCACCGGGCAUGGCGACCUCAUUGAACGGUAAACCGAGUAGAUUAGCACUGAUAUUGGGUACAUUAGCGGGAGGUUGUCUCAUAUUGGGAUUAAUCGUAUAUUGUUGCGUAAAAAAACGACGAGGGAAAUCAGAUAGAAGGGUUAGUUUCUUUGCAACACCAUAUUUCUAUUUUAGACCUCCAAACGUCGUUGGGGAUGGAAAUGAUGGGGCGGAAAUGAUUGGAAGAUAUUCACAUAGUAUUGCAACUCCUAAUACUCCGUCAAAUGCAGGAACUGGAAGUUUAUUAUCCAACAUCAGUGCUGAAGGUGUCGCUUUAGCUACGAGCGGGGCUGCCAUAGGAGCAAAUAACAAUUCUCCUUACAAAGGUAUAUAUAAUAUUAAUGCAGGAAGCGGAAGCUUAAAGCUGGGAGGAAGUAAUUUAAGUAAUUUAAAUGUAAAUAGUAGUAGUAAUCCGAACGUAACUUUAAAAAUGUCCACAUCAUCAUCUAUAAUUGGAACAACAAACUCAUCAUCAACGUCAGUUCAACUUGCACCCCUUCCGCCUCAUUCGGAUUCAAUCGAUUUGGGAAGUGGAGGAGAAAGUGGAGGAGAAGAAGCGAAUAUAGUGGUGGUGGUAUUUUCUUAUUCGGCACAAUUACCUGAUGAGUUGGAAUUAUCUGUAAAUGAUGUAAUAGAAGUUAAACAAAAAUUCGAUGAUGGAUGGGCUGUUGGGAUAAAUAGGAAUACCGGUAAAGAGGGUGCUUUUCCUAACGUCUGUGUUGCAGAAUUUGAAACUGAAAAUGCUGGAGAGAGUGGAAGUGGAAGUUGGAGUAUAAGUAUAGUGUUGCCAGAUGAUUCAACUUCAGAUAACAUUGGUGAAGGUGUAGGAAGCAGCGUAGGAGGAUUAACAAGUUUGACACCAAGCCAAUUAUCAGAUGGAAGAUCAAGAAUUAGUAAUAGUAUUGAUAAUUUACCGAGAAGGCAUUCUAGUAUGAGGAGAACAAGGAGAGAAGUUGAUGAGGAUGAAAUGACAAUCAGUGAAGUAGACGAUGCUAGUGAAGUUAGUGGACAAGCGAGAAGAAAUGAUGAUGAUAAUGAUAAUUACAUUGAAGGAUUUGAUGGUGAAAGAGAUAAUUACAUCAAUUCUUCUAGUCCUAAUACAGACCAUCGAUUAACUUAG